ACCAACUGAACCACCCAGGUGUCCCUCCCAUGAAAAUCUUUGAAUGUGUGUUGGUAUUUCAGAAUUCAGUCUUUUUGUGUCUGUGAGAUUUGUGCUGACUGAAGAAAUGAUCUGUGAUGAAAUAACUGUGUAUACUUCAAUAAGCCAUGAGAGCGAAGAGUGAACAUCAAUGAGUAUAUCCUAUAAUUUUGUUAAUACAGUGUUAGAUAGUAUUUCUAAUCUAUUUAUCUUGAAGAACCUCCUGGGUUUCCAAGAAUGGUUUCAAGAUUUGUUUCUCUGUUUUAUGUUUUCAAUAAUAAUAUUACUAGACCUGUUAUGCUGUAUUAGGGGAUGAUGAGGACUAAUAGAGUAUUAAACCAAGCACUCUAAUAUAUGACCAGCAGGAAAUACAGUAGAAACUUAAGAUUAACCAGAUUGGGAUACCUGGGUGGCUGAGUCUGUUGAGUGUCUAACUCUUGGUUUCAUCUGGGGUUGUGAUCCCAUGGUUAUGGGAUCCAGCCCCUCAUGGGGCCUCUCAUGGAGCCUCUGGUGGAACCCCACUUUGGGAUUCGUGCUCAGCGGGGAGUUUGCUUGAGAUUCUCUGCCUCUGUCCCUCCCUCUGCGUGCUCUCUCUCUCUCAAAUAAAUAAAUAAAUCUUAAAGAAAGACUAACCAGAUUGGUUUAGUAAAGGUCAGGCACAAAGUUCUUCAGUUUUCAAUCAAUUUUACAAAAUCAAUGUUCAUAAUAAUAUUGAUGUGAACUUCUUGGCAUUAGCUUAUUGCCAGAUCUCAAGCUUAUCCCCCAAAAUGAGUUCAAAGAUAGCAUAAUCUCUUUUAUAUGGAUUAGUUGAGAUGGUGAUAUCUAAAAUAUUAUACCGAAAAAGCAAAAGAUGGAUCAUUGGCUUAUACAAUAUAUUAUGAUUAUGAUACAAUAUAUCAAACUCUUUUGUGACUUGAUGUUCAUCCAGUGUCCUUUCAUAUACUCAAAAAAACCCAUAUUACUGGAAAGUAAUUGCUAAAUUAACAUCUGUCUACCUUGGGUAAACUUUCUGAUGUUCAUCUCUCUAUGUUUGAGGAUUCCAUAUUGUGUGUACCAUCUCAAUCCCCAAUGUCUAUAAUGAAGUGGUUGGAGAUCUCUUGCUUCCUUUUUCUCUAAAAUAAAUCUAACAGGCUUCAGAUAGUAGGUUAAGUCUACUGUUAAUAUAGUCUAAUGUUAUAUUUUGAUUAGAGGCCCUUAUAACUGAUUGUUUCACAGAUGCAUAAGAUAAUUCCAUGUUAUAAAAAGUGACAAGCCUGCUUGCUUUAUUAGUUUUUUAAGAAAGAAUUUUGCAUUUGCUAAGAGUCCUAGCAGGAUGAUAAUAUGGGGAAGAGUAAAUUUGAAAAAAACGAAACAAGUCUGAAAUUAGCAAUAGUAUGUGUAUAUUCUAGAUAAAGAAAAAUACUAACAUACAAAUAAGUAUACUAGUAAUUUUUUCAUGGACCAUUUCAAUAUUUUUAAUUUGGAGAUGAAUCAUCAAUCAUACAACAAAAUACUCAAGCUAGAGUGAUAUUUAUUCUAAAUCACUUUCUACUUUAAACUUCCAUUAGAUCCUCUUUUCACACCCUUAAAUCCAAGGCUAUAUGAAAAGACAAAGACAUAUAACCAAGUUACAUCUUCAGGCAAUGAUAACUCAUAUCAACAAUUCCCAUUUUCUCCUGGUAUUUUAUGAAAUUGAAUUUACACAAACAUUAAAGUCACUUGCCAUUUGGUUGAAUUAAGAAUUAUAUGUGUGUGUGUGUGUGUGUUUAACCAGUAGUAUGCAUUUAGAGGAGGUAUAAUUAGAAAUCCUUUCUCUUGUUUUGGAUGAAUUUAUGAUCUCAAACCCAGAAUUCUUUCAACAAGAAACAGGUCAUUCAACCAUUUAUUGAGUGCCCACUGUGUGCUGGGAGCUCUGCUAUGUGCUAGUCUACCUCAUGUCACACCUACAAUGCUACAACAGCUCCCUGCUUGUCUCCUGGCUCCUGGUCUUCUCCCCUUCAAUCCACUUUGCAUACUUGGCCAGUCUCAGCUCUUCUUAAGUCUUACCUUACUCUUUUGGUCCAGCAUAUCCAGUGGCUCCCCAGUGCCCCCAAGAUCAAGUCCAGUUCUUUAAUGUGAUGGUUAAGCCUUCCAUGCUCAAGCUAUGCCCUCUCUAAUGAAAUUUCCUAUCAACGGUAUUGUCUCUUUGUCUGGUCCCCUCCUGUGCCUGGUACUCAGAGAUGCUUAAUAAGCAUUUAUUAAGUGAAUGAAGGAAAAAAAAAAGUCAGCUAUUUUCAUGAAUAUAUCUUGACAGAUACACAAAAACCAAUGUUAGUGACUUAGAAAUACCAAUAUGGCAUACGUAUUUUCAUGGUGACAUUUAUUUAUUUCAUUGAAUUAUAAUAAAAUUUAUUUUAUAAUUGAAAGACACCUUCUUCCAUAUCACUGACACCAUCACAUAGUGUCAUUUUGAUACCUCAUAUUGUACUGUUAGCAGUGUAACUUCCCUGAUAAAUCAUGUGUGUCAAAUAUAAAUUUCAUCGACAUCCAUAGACUUCCAUUGUGAAUUCUGUUUUAAACACUAAAUUUGAAAACAUAUUUUUGUUUUUCAAUGGAUAUAAGAUUGCUUGUAACAAAAAUGCAAUUAAAUGUAAAUAACAAAAAAGAAUUGGAACUAAAGAAAAUAGAUAUGAAUAGAAGGCAAGUACAUAGAGAUAAGAACACAACAUACAGAACUUAAAGACUAAAGAGUUGUUAUUAAAACCUCAAGUUUGUCUUUGAGUUUCCUAGCAGCCAAAGUAACAAAAGAGAUUAGAAAUAAAACAAUUCAGGGUGCCUGGGUGGCUCAGUCGGUUAAGCGUUUGCCUUUGGCUCAGGUCAUGAUCCCAGGGUCCUGGGAUGGAGCCCCACAUUGGGCUACCUGCUCUGUGGGGAGCCUGCUUCUCCCUCUCCUCCCUGCUUGUGCUCUCUCUCUCUGUCUGUCUCUCAAAUAAAGAAAUAAAAUCUUUAAAAAAUAAAGGUGACCUGAUACAUAUUGGGCUCUCAAUUAAAAAAAAAAAACAAUUCAAAUUUGAUAACAUUUUAAUAUGAGAAGUAAUAUCUUUAGGAAAUGUUUAACCCUAGUUUUUCAUAAGGCUACCUGUAGAGCCAAACUCUGUGUAUAUUAUGUAGAUAAAUAAAAGAACAAUUGUAUAACUCUAAAUCAAAUAUAGGAACAAAAAUUUCAAUUUUAUAUUAAGAAUAAAAUGUCAUUUUCCACAUACCAUUGCUUUCAAUAUGACUUAUACUACAAAUGUUUCCUCAAUGAGCACUUUGGAAAUAAUAUUUUGAGGAUAAAAUAAAAGGACACUUGAAGUUAAUUAUAUUUUUCUCUUUAAGUAAAAUUCUGUAGUGUACGAUGUAGUGUAAGUACUCACUAUUCAGGCGCAAGGUGUCGCUCUUUACUUGGUGGAAAUAGCUGUUUCAAGGGUUGGUCUGAACAGCCAGGAACGCCCCAUACAAAACGACUCCAUCAUGCCGAAUGUUACUGUUAAAGGAUUCUUUGAAACUUCUCAAAAAUUCAGCUAGAUUUUUAACCCCAAACUGGAGUCUCUGGUACUGUAAGUGUAAAAGAACCGUAUUUUGGAAGUCAGUGUCGUAUGCGAUGCUCGGCUCUCAAAGAAGGGGAUUGGGCACUCGGCGUCUGCUGCUGUCGCUUCUCCUCCUUGCAGUCUGGGAGGCCGGGAGUGGUCAGGUCCACUACUCGGUCGCCGAGGAGUCCAAACACGGCACCUUCGUGGGCCGCAUCGCCCAGGACUUGGGGCUGGAGCUGGCAGAGCUGGUGCCGCGCCUGUUCCGGGUGGCGUCCAAAGGCCGCGGGGACCUUCUGGAGGUAAAUCUGCAGAAUGGCAUUUUGUUUGUGAAUUCUCGGAUCGACCGGGAGGAGCUGUGCGGGCAGAGCGCAGAGUGCGGCAUCCACCUGGAGGUGAUCGUGGACAGGCCGCUGCAGGUUUUCCAUGUGGAAGUGGAAGUAAAGGAUAUUAAUGACAAUCCACCAGUGUUCUCUCUCAGAGAACAAAAGCUGCUGAUUUCUGAAUCUAAGCAACCCAACUCUCAUUUUCCUCUAGAGGGAGCUUCUGAUGCGGAUAUAGGAGAGAAUGCUCUAUUAACCUACAGACUAAGUCAAAAUGAGUAUUUUUCUUUAGAAUUACCAACACAUAGUAAGCAGACUAAAAGACUGUCGCUUACAUUAAAAAAAUAUCUGGAUCGAGAGAAAACUCCAGAGCUUAAUUUGCUACUGACUGCUGCAGACGGGGGAAAACCAGAGCUCACUGGCACCCUUCAGCUUUUCGUCCAAGUCUUGGAUAUUAACGACAAUGAUCCGGAAUUUGAGCAAUCAGAAUACAAGGUGAGAUUGAUGGAAAAUGCAGCUAAAGAAACUUUUGUGAUAAAGCUAAACGCCACAGAUCGAGAUGAAGGAGACAAUGGGGAGGUAACCUAUUCCUUGAUGUCAAUUAAGCCCAAUGGAAAGCUCUUAUUUACACUAGAUGAAAAUAACGGAGAAGUGAGGGUCAAUGGAAUUUUAGAUUAUGAGGAAAACAAGUUUUAUGAAAUUGAAGUACAGGCCACAGAUAAAGGGAAUCCCCCAAUGGCCGGUCACUGUACAGUCUGGGUAGAAAUAUUAGACGCCAAUGAUAAUGCCCCUGAAGUCACCGUGACUUCUCUGUCUCUACCAGUACGAGAGGACACUCAGCCUAGCACUGUCAUUGCGCUGAUCAGCGUAUCCGACCGUGACUCUGGUGCCAACGGGCAGGUGACCUGCACCCUGUCACCCCACGUUCCCUUCAAGCUGGUGUCCACCUUCAAGAAUUACUAUUCGCUGGUGCUGGACAGCGCCCUGGACCGAGAGAGCGUGGCGAACUAUGCUCUAGUAGUGACCGCGCGUGACGCAGGCUCGCCUUCGCUCUCCGCCACGGCCAGCGUGUCCGUGGAAGUGGCGGACGUGAACGACAACGCGCCGGCAUUCGCGCAGCCCGAGUACACGGUGUUCGUGAAGGAGAACAACCCGCCCGGCUGCCACAUCUUCACGGUGUCUGCGCGGGACGCCGACGCGCAGGAGAACGCGCUGGUGUCCUACUCGCUGGUGGAGCGGCGCGUGGGCGAGCGAGCGCUGUCGAGCUACGUGUCGGUGCACGCGGAGAGCGGCAAGGUGUACGCGCUGCAGCCGCUGGACCACGAGGAGCUGGAGCUGCUGCAGUUCCAAGUGAGCGCGCGCGACGCGGGCGUGCCUCCCCUGGGCAGCAACGUGACGCUGCAGGUGUUCGUGCUGGACGAGAACGACAACGCGCCCGCGCUGCUGCCGCGGCCGGGGGCGGGCGGCGGCGCUGUGAGCGAGCUGGUGUCGCGGUCGGUGGGCGCGGGCCACGUGGUGGCGAAGGUGCGCGCGGUGGACGCCGACUCUGGCUACAACGCGUGGCUGUCGUACGAGCUGCGGCCGGCGGCGGGUGGCGCGCGCAGCCCGUUCCGCGUGGCGCUGUACACGGGCGAGAUCAGCACGACGCGCACCCUGGACGAGGCGGACUCGCCGCGCCAGCGCCUGCUGGUGCUGGUGAAGGACCACGGCGAGCCGGCGCUCGCGGCCACGGCCACUGUGUUGCUGUCGCUGGUGGAGAGCGGCCAGGCGCCCAAGGCGUCGUCGCGGGUGCUGGCGGGCGCCGCUGGCGCCGAGACGGCGCUGCUGGAUGUCAACGUGUACCUGAUCAUCGCCAUCUGCGCGGUGUCCAGCCUGUUGGUGCUCACGCUGCUGCUGUACACGGCGCUGCGCUGCUCGGCGCCGCCCGCGGAGGGCGCGUGCGCGCCUGGGAAGCCCACGCUGGUGUGCUCCAGCGCGGUGGGGAGCUGGUCGUACUCGCAGCAGAGGCGGCAGAGGGUGUGCUCCGGGGAGGGCCCGCCCCCGGCCCCGCCCCCGCCCGCGUCCAAGACCGACCUCAUGGCCUUCAGCCCCAGCCUUCCUCCGUGUCUGGAUAGAGAAGUUGGAGGGAAAAUGCAGGAGGCAGGAUCAAAUCACCCUGGGCAGGUGAGUUCUAUAGAUUACUCUUCUUUUAAAGUCUAUGUUAAAUUUUUAAAAAUCCUCUUUAUUUCAUAGA
Mirounga angustirostris (Northern elephant seal) is the source of this 6101-nucleotide messenger RNA. Its product is annotated as protocadherin alpha-11-like. The record is from RefSeq and is a predicted model, not a curated record. NCBI's taxonomy places the organism in Eukaryota, Metazoa, Chordata, Mammalia, Carnivora, Phocidae. Gene Ontology annotation, molecular function: calcium ion binding. Bases 3497 to 6100 code for a protein of 867 amino acids. Gene Ontology annotation, biological process: homophilic cell-cell adhesion. The transcript has a single exon. Gene Ontology annotation, cellular component: plasma membrane.